This is a messenger RNA of Cydia amplana, 1037 nucleotides long. RefSeq lists its product as uncharacterized. The transcript has a single exon. Lineage: Eukaryota; Metazoa; Arthropoda; Insecta; Lepidoptera; Tortricidae. The record is from RefSeq and is a predicted model, not a curated record. The coding region runs from base 94 to 1011 and encodes 305 amino acids. Gene Ontology annotation, molecular function: oxidoreductase activity, acting on single donors with incorporation of molecular oxygen; zinc ion binding; ferrous iron binding.
AUGCCAAAUGGUAAUAUAGCAGAGAAAUCACAAGACCAAUUUAUCGUUACUCAUUAUUUAUGUUUAACCCAGUGACCUCAGUGAGUCAGCUAUAUGCUUAUCCUCAAUACGUUCACGAUACUUCUACAAGUGGCGUUCAUUGUGUUUAUGUCACUGCUCUCCAUGAACAUUAUUCGUCACUUCACUAGCGCGAAGAGAAUGGCUUUGAUCGCUCCAGCAUUGUUCGUGAACCAUGGAGGCGGACCUAUGCCGCUUUUGGGUGACAAGGAUCACGCAGGUCUUACGAACUUUCUCAGAGACGGUGUGAAGAAACAUGUCGACUUUAAAAACGUUAAAGCGAUAAUUUUAGUGACCGCGCAUUGGGAGGAGAAUAAAGUAACUAUAUCGUCUGGUAAUCAUCACGAUUUAUACUUCGAUUACUAUGGUUUUCCGCCAGAAUCAUACAAGUAUAGGUAUGAUGCGCCUGGCGAUCCGAAGUUAGCCGCGCGCAUACAAGAAACAUUGAAGAAAAGCGGUAUAGACUCGCGUCUUGAUCCUUCGCGAGGCUGGGACCAUGGAGUCUUCGUCCCCAUGAUUUUAAUCAACCCUGAAGCUAACAUACCUAUAAUACAGGUGUCUGUGCUCAGCAAUCAAGACCCGGAGCAGCAUUACAAGCUUGGACAAGCUUUGUAUCAAUUCCGAAAGGAAGGUGUUGCCAUAAUUGGCUCCGGAAUGUCAUACCAUAAUAUGAGAGAGUUUUUCAACAGUCGUAGAGCAGGACAAGUGAUAAAUAAGGAGUUUGAUGACUAUUUGAAUGACGUAUGUACAGCGGAGGAGGAAAAACGGAAAGAGGGAUUGAUAUCUUGGAGAGAGGCAACGGGGGCUAAUGAGGCACACCCUCCGCGCGCAGCCGAGCACUUUAUGCCUCUUGUUGUGAUUGCGGGUGCUGGGGGAUCCAAGCCUGGCCAGAGGAUUUUCAAUUGGGACAUGAGUGGUGUUUUCAGGUUAAGUGCUUUUAUAUGGAAGGAGUGAACAUGGUACUGUUCCUGAUAUGUUUA